AUGAAGUUCUUGAUUACCAUUUUCCUCAUUUCGAUGCUCCAGGCAUCUACCCUCGCCAGUCCCCUGGUCUCAGGAGGUCAGGCCCUUACCGAAGCUCUUGCCUCCCCCAAGCAGAGUGAUCACCUCAAUUCGCAGACCCAAACACGCCGCCUCCCAAGUCUAAACGCCAGAGCUGUCGACUUCUACGAAGUGAACUGGGCCGGUGCCUACCUCAACGGGUCCGGAUACAAUGCCGUCACUGCUGAGUUCACGAUCCCCCGAAUCAAACUCCCCCUCGAUGCCAGGCCCAAUUGGCAAUACUGUGCCUCCGCGUGGAUUGGUCUUGAUGGCCUCGGCUGCCCCGGUGGAGGCCUACAGGCCGGUGUUUCCUUCUGCCUCAAUGGCACCAAAGUCAGCUACAAUGUAUGGUCCGAUUGGGAUCAUCGUCAUAACAUGGACGACCUCUCGCUCGUGGUUGGCGAUAUCGUGAAACUCACAGUCAACACCACCACCCCUACGACUGGCACUGCAGUUGUUGAGAACCUUACAAAUGGCAAAGUUACAGCUCACGAGUUUGCCGGUGAGAAUACGCGAGGCUCCCUCUGCAGGUCGUAUGCCGAAUGGAUCGUCGAGGAUUACUUGGAGGAUAGCUUCUUGUUGGUUCCUUUCGUCGAUUUCGGAAUCGUCAUCUUCUCCGGUGCACAGGCAAACACCACGGAUGGCAGAAGUGUCGGGCCGUCUGGUGCAACUACACUCGAUAUGCAACAAGGACCAAGCGAGAUCUUGACUUCCUCCUCUGUCACAAAGGACAGCGUCGCUAUCAAGUACGUCGGCUGA
Messenger RNA from Penicillium brevicompactum, 816 nucleotides. Its product is annotated as A4/G1 family peptidase. NCBI's taxonomy places the organism in Eukaryota, Fungi, Ascomycota, Eurotiomycetes, Eurotiales, Aspergillaceae. Gene Ontology annotation, biological process: proteolysis. The record is from RefSeq and is a predicted model, not a curated record. The transcript has a single exon. Gene Ontology annotation, molecular function: glutamic-type endopeptidase activity. The coding region runs from base 1 to 816 and encodes 271 amino acids.